Polychytrium aggregatum is the source of this 1126-nucleotide messenger RNA. Its product is annotated as vitamin B12 biosynthesis CobS, cobalamin-5-phosphate synthase. Gene Ontology annotation, biological process: cobalamin biosynthetic process. NCBI's taxonomy places the organism in Eukaryota, Fungi, Chytridiomycota, Chytridiomycetes, Polychytriales. The transcript is spliced from 3 exons. The record is from RefSeq and is a predicted model, not a curated record. Bases 122 to 994 code for a protein of 290 amino acids. Gene Ontology annotation, molecular function: adenosylcobinamide-GDP ribazoletransferase activity; cobalamin 5'-phosphate synthase activity.
CUGCCCUUCCAGAUCGCACUCUCGCUCUUCGCUCCAUCUGCGCCGAUCGACCCCGCUGCCCAUCGAGACCAGCCCCCCUCCUGUCCCCGACCAGAUCCACUCACCGUCGAUCCCUGCAUCCAUGUCCGACGACGCCGCCUCCGACAGGCCAUCCAAGAAGAUCGUCCCGCCCGAGGAACACUCCUCGUCGUUUCUUGCCCAGGAAAUCCGUGCCUUUCUCUCGGGGAUCAUGUUCUUCACCCGCCUGCCCGUCCCUGAGUGGGUCGACCACAACAUGUACUGGCUCAGUCUCAGCACAGCGUACUUUCCUCUUAUCGGCGUCUUUGUUGCCCUCUUUGGUGCGUUCUGGUACAUCCUGUCGCUGAGUCUUUGGGAUGCCAACAUUGCUGCCUACUUUUACACACUCUCGACGGUCUGGCUGACGGGUGCUUUUCAUGAAGACGGACUGGCCGAUACCUUCGAUGGCUUUGGUGGUGGCUGGGGCCGCACCCAGAUCCUCACCAUCAUGCGCGACUCCCGGCUGGGCACCUACGGAGCAAUCGGUCUGCUCCUCGUUGUGUCCCUGAAACUCUCGGCCUUGGCCCGGUUCGCUGCCCUGGCGCCCUUCUCGAUCUCGGGCAUGACGGGCAUCUUUGUGACCGCGCACGUCAUGGGUCGCUGGAGCUGCACCUAUCUCCUCUGGGCCUAUCCCUACGUGGAAAACGUCAGCGCCAAGGGCAAAGAGUUCAGCCUCAAGGUCACCAUCCCGCGGCUGGUCUUUACGACGCUCACCACGAUCGUGUUUGUCGGCAUCUCGCUUGCCUGGGAUGUCGAGAAGAUGGCCAUCAUCUGGGCCGUCUCGAUCGUCACGACCCUGGUCAUGGGUGCCUACAUUGACUCGGUCAUUGGUGGCGUCAUUGGAGACUGCUUGGGGGCUACCAACCAGGUCGUCGAGCUGGCGAGCUAUCUGGCCCUGAGUGCGGACUGGGCCAAGCUUCUGCAGUACAUGUACUGAGAUGUGUUUGUCUGUGCGUUUGGUCUGGACGAUUACAACGUACCCUUUUUUUGAAAUGGGGCGCCCUGAUUUGAGUCGGAACUGUCCUCGCUUCCUGGUCCUGAAUACACACACACACUGCCAACGACCAAA